This is a messenger RNA of Cyprinodon tularosa, 7527 nucleotides long. RefSeq names its product ATP-binding cassette, sub-family C (CFTR/MRP), member 9 (gene abcc9). Bases 195 to 4976 code for a protein of 1593 amino acids. Lineage: Eukaryota; Metazoa; Chordata; Actinopteri; Cyprinodontiformes; Cyprinodontidae. Gene Ontology annotation, cellular component: membrane. Gene Ontology annotation, molecular function: ATP binding; sulfonylurea receptor activity; ABC-type transporter activity. The record is from RefSeq and is a predicted model, not a curated record. The transcript has 42 exons. Gene Ontology annotation, biological process: potassium ion transport; transmembrane transport.
UGACGUCAUCAGCAGAGAUGGUUAAGUUGGAGCAGCUGAUGUCGCUCUAAAAAUAAUCCCUCUGUCCUUUCCAACUCUCCCCUAUUUAGUUUCUUUUCCUUUUCUUCUGUGUUUUCCAGUAUUGGUGGAAUGAGAAGGUUUCGGUGAGGAGACUUUGUCUGUUUGCAGUCUGAGUUCAGGAGUGAGAGGAGCCGAUGGCUGGAGGCCUGCCUUUGUCGUUUUGCGGUAACAACAAGGUUCCCAACGCCUACAGCGUGGAAAAGGGGGUGCUGAACAAUGGCUGCCUCGUGGACGCUCUCAACCUGGUUCCUCACGUCUUCCUGCUCUUCAUCACCUUCCCCAUCCUCUUCAUCGGUUGGGGCAGUCAGAGCUCCAAGGUGCAGAUCCAUCACAACACCUGGCUUCAUUUUCCGGGUCACAACAUGAGGUGGAUCCUCACCUUCCUGCUCCUCUUCGUCCACGUGUGCGAGUUCGCCGAGGGAAUCGUCUCCAACACGAUGAUGAGCACCAACCACCUCCACCUGUUCAUGCCGGCCUUCAUGGGUUUCAUCGCAGCCACGACGUCCGUGGUUUACUACCACAACAUCGAGACGUCCAACUUCCCCAAGCUGCUGCUGGUCCUCUUCAUCUACUGGGUCUUAGCGUUCAUUACCAAGUCCAUAAAGCUGUGGAAGUUUGCAGAGUUUGGGAUCAGGUUCAAGUACCUGAGGUUCUGCAUCACGGCGCUGUUGGUGGUUCUGUACGGACUCCUGAUGGCCGUGGAGAUCAAUGUCAUCAGAGUCAGGAAAUACAUGUUUUUCACCAACCCCCAGAAGGUGAAGCCCCCGGAGGACCUGCAGGACCUGGGGGUCCGCUUCCUGCAGCCGUUUGUCAACCUGCUCUCUAAGGCGACGUACUGGUGGAUGAACCCGCUCAUCAUCGGGGCCCAUAAGAGGCCCAUUGAGCUGAAGAAGAUCGGCAAGCUGCCCAUCGCCAUGAGAGCCCUGACCAACUACCUGAGGCUCAAAGACGCCUACGAGGAUCAGAGGACGGGUGAAGAUCCGGACCGAGCUCCGUCCAUCUGGCGCUCCAUGUACAGAGCCUUUGGCCGGCCGAUCCUGCUCAGCAGCACCUUCCGGUACCUGGCGGACCUGCUGGGCUUCGCCGGGCCUCUCUGCAUCUACGGCAUAGUCCGGAACCUGGAGGUGCCGAAAAACUUCACAUCAACCGACAAGGAAGUGGAUAACGAUUUUGGUGUGUACUUCAUGCACACCACCGAACUCAUGGAAAACAGCUCUGUGUUGGCCGUUCUGCUCUUCCUGGCUCUGGUCCUGCAGAGAACCUUCCUUCAGGCCUCCUACUACGUCACCAUUGAGACGGGCAUCAACCUGAGGGGGGCUCUACUGGCGAUGAUCUACAACAAAAUCCUUCGACUGUCCACCUCCAACAUGUCGAUGGGGGAGAUGACUCUGGGUCAAAUCAACAACCUGGUCGCCAUCGAGACCAACCAGCUGAUGUGGUUCCUCUUCCUCUGCCCCAACCUCUGGGCCAUGCCUGUACAGAUUGUGAUGGGAGUGAUUCUGCUCUACAACUUCUUGAGCUGGAGUGCUUUGGUGGGAGCAUCGGUGAUAGUUCUGUUGGCUCCGGUUCAGUACCUCAUUGCUACAAAGCUGGCGGAGACACAGAAAAGCACCCUGGAACACUCCACAGAUCGUCUGAAACAGACCACAGAGAUCUUAAAGGGUAUCAAGCUGCUGAAGCUGUACGCCUGGGAGGAUAUCUUCUGUGACAGCGUGGAGCAGACCAGAGGCAAAGAGCUCACCAGCCUGAGGACGUUUGCUUUCUACACAUCCAUGUCCAUUUUCAUGAACGCUGCUAUUCCCAUCGCUGCCGUUCUUGCUACGUUUGGGGUGCAUCACUUCCUCACCAGCAGCAUUCCCAGUCCUUCUCAUGCCUUCGCAGCUCUGGCGCUUUUUCACAUCCUGGUCACUCCACUCUUCCUGCUCUCUACUGUGGUCAGGUUUGCGGUGAAGGCCCUCGUCAGCGUCCAGAAGCUCGGUGAGUUUCUUCAGAGUGAUGAAAUCGGAGAUGACAGCUGGAGAAAUGGAGACAUAUCCGUUUCCCUGGACGUUGGGAAGAAACACCUGGGAAUGACCACAGCCAUCAACAGGAAGGGGCCGAAGCGCUACCAGAUGGACCACUACGAGCAGCCGAGCCGGCGCGCGAUGAGACCCAUGGAGACGGAGAACGUGGCAGUAAAGGUGAGCGGAGGAUCCUUCACCUGGGGAAACAACCAGCUGACGCUGUCAGACAUCAACAUCCGGAUCCCCACAGGUCAGCUGACGAUGAUCGUGGGCCAGGUGGGUUGUGGGAAAUCCUCCCUGCUGCUGGCCAUGCUGGGAGAGAUGCAGGCAAUCGAUGGGAGAGUUCACUGGAGCAAACUGCCUGAUUGUGAGAUGAGCCACGAAGGGAGCUUCAGCUGGUCAGAGAUUGAGGACUCUGAGGAGGACGUCGGGAGCAAGAACAGAAACUCAGUGGCCUACGCUGCCCAGAAGUCCUGGCUGCUCAACGCCACGGUGGAGGAAAACAUCACCUUCGGCAGUCCCUUCAACAAACAGAGGUACAAAGCUGUAAUCGAUGCCUGCUCUCUUCAGCCGGACAUCGACCUUCUGCCGUUUGGAGAUCAAACUGAGAUCGGGGAGAGGGGGAUCAACCUAAGUGGAGGUCAGAGGCAGAGGAUCUGUGUGGGCAGAGCUCUGUAUCAAAACACCAACAUCGUCUUUUUGGACGAUCCGUUCUCAGCGCUGGACAUCCACCUCAGCGAUCACCUGAUGCAGGAAGGAAUCCUCAAGUUUCUGCAGGACGACAAGCGAACCGUGGUGCUCGUCACCCACAAACUGCAGUACCUGAUACACGCAGACUGGAUCAUAGCGAUGAAAGACGGCUCCGUUCUCAGGGAGGGAACCUUGAAGGACAUUCAGACUCACGACACGGAGCUCUACGAUCACUGGAAAACUCUGAUGAACAGGCAGGACCAGGAGCUGGAGAAGGACAUUCAGCAGGACAGUCAGACGCUGCUGGAAAGGAAGACCCUGAGGAGAGCUUUCUACUCCAGGGAGCCCAAGAACCAGAUGGAUGAUGAGGAUGAAGAGGAGGAAGAGGAGGACGACGACGAUGACGACUUUUCCACCACCACCAGCAGGCGGUCCAAGAUCCCUUGGAAGAUGUGCUGGUGCUACCUCUCCUCCGGUGGCUUCUUCAUGGUCUUCCUAAUGGUUUCCUCCAAACUCCUCAAGCACUCGGUCAUCGUCGCCAUCGACUACUGCCUGGCCCUGCUGACCUCCACCGACUCCAAUCACACGGAACCAGACAUGCAGAACAGGUCCAGCUUCACUAACAGCUCCUCAGACUUCACUGAUGUUCCUCCACAACCUGAGCAGGAUCUCUACUACCUGCACGUGUUCUUCGUCCUGUGUGCCGCUGGAAUCACCCUGUGCCUCAUCACCUCCCUCUCUGUGGAGUUCCUGGGUCUUUCUGCAGCCACCAACCUGCACCACAACCUGCUCAACAAGAUCAUCCACGCUCCCAUCAGGUUUUUUGACGUCACUCCUUUGGGGCAGAUCCUGAACAGAUUUUCUGCUGAUACGAACAUCAUCGACCAGCACAUUCCUCCCACCCUGGAGUCGCUGACCAGAUCCACCCUCCUCUGUCUGUCGGCCAUCGGCGUCAUAUCCCGCAUCACUCCGUACUCCCUGGCAGUCCUGGUUCCCCUCGCUGUGGCCUUCUACUUCAUUCAGAAGUAUUUUCGAGUGGCCUCCAAGGACCUGCAGGACCUGGAUGACUCCACCCAGCUCCCGCUGCUCUGCCACUUCUCUGAGACGGCAGAAGGCCUGACCACCAUCAGAGCCUUCAGACACGAGGCCAAGUUUAAACAGCGCAUGUUGGAGCUGACUGAUACCAACAACACGGCCUACCUGUUUCUGUCUGCUGCCAACCGCUGGCUGGAGGUCCGAACGGACUACCUGGGAGCGGUGAUUGUCCUGACGGUGGCCGUGGCGUCCGUCUGGUCCGGUCAGACAGCUGCCCUGGUGGGACUGGGCCUGACCUACGCCCUCACCAUCACAAACUACUUAAACUGGGUGGUGAGGAACUUAGCAGAUUUGGAGGUCCAGAUGGCGGCUGUGAAGAAGGUCAACAGCUUCCUCGGCACCGAGUCCGAGAACUACGAGGGUUCUAUGGAUGCCUCCCAGGUCCCUGAAAACUGGCCUCAUGACGGAGAGAUAAAAAUCCAGGACCUGUGCGUGCGCUACGACCCCAUGCUCAAACCGGUGCUGAAGCACGUCAACGCGUUCAUCAAACCGGGCCAGAAGGUGGGGAUCUGCGGUCGCACCGGCAGCGGGAAGUCCUCCCUCUCUCUGGCCUUCUUCAACAUGGUGGACAUCUUUGAAGGGAAGAUCGUCAUCGAUGGGAUCGACAUCUGUAAGCUUCCUCUGCAGACGCUCAGGUCACGGCUCUCCAUCAUCCUCCAGGAUCCGGUGCUGUUCAGCGGCUCCAUAAGGUUCAAUCUGGAUCCAGAGAGGAAGUGCACCGACGACCGCCUGUGGGAGGCGCUAGAGAUCGCCCAGCUGAAGAACAUGGUCAAAGCUCUGCCUGGAGGACUGGACGCCAUGGUGACAGAGGGAGGGGAGAACUUCAGCGUCGGUCAGCGGCAGCUCUUCUGCCUCGCCAGAGCCUUCGUCAGAAAAAGCAGCAUCCUCAUCAUGGAUGAAGCCACAGCGUCCAUAGACAUGGCCACGGAGAACAUCUUGCAGAAGGUGGUGAUGACGGCGUUCGCGGACAGAACCGUGGUCACCAUCGCACACCGGGUCCACACCAUCCUGACGGCCGAUCUGGUCAUCGUGAUGAAGAGAGGAAACAUCCUGGAGUACGACAAACCGGAAACUCUGCUGGAGCAGGAGGACGGGAUGUUCGCCUCCUUCGUCAGAGCCGACAUGUAGUCCCCUGAUCGGACGAUGGCCGUCAGACUCAUCCGUCUCACUCCUAAACAUCUUUACUCUAAACUUUAAUAUGCAAGGAGGACAAACAGGAAGUCCAUGUCUAAGCCAAGGAUACAGCAGGAAGCUGCGGAGGCGACUGGAUGCGGUGUACUGCUAAGGUCCUCCUGGAUCAACAGGCCAUUUCACUUAGGUUCAUGCAUCAGCACUAAACAUGUGAUCAUCGAGGGGGGAUUUAUAUAUUCAGACGUGAUUUUAGAGUUUCAAUUAUGUUUAUAAAUAAUUUAGUGUUUGGUUUCGAUGUUUUCACAAAAAAAAAUGAUUUGGGAUCAAAGACUUGAUCGAGCCUUUAAAAUGAAAUAGUUAUGACUAACGUUUAGGUUACAAGGUUGUUCCUCAUUAAUUCAAUUCCAAAAAAACUUUAUUAAAAGAAAAUUAAACGUCAACUAGCAGUUAUUAGCAGCUACCUGCGUUUCUGCUAAUUAUUCUGUCGAAAUUACUCUUUUUUUAAUUUUUUAUAUGUUACGGUGUAUGAUUAAAUAGCCUUAUUUAUGACCAUCCUCUUAAAUUUACCACAAAUCAAAAUGUCUCCAGGUUAGAAAAGAGCUUUCAAUGUGAAAAUAAAUUCCACGAAGAAAUCAAGCAAUGGUUGAGUUAGCCUCGCUCACAUAGAGCAGCUUUCAACACAAACUCUCUCAGGACGGUGUGUGUCAAUUCGCUGCGUCAAGUAGUCCCAGCAGAGUUAAUGGUUUCCUUUAUAUAAAGCUUUUUUCUGAUGUUUGGUUUUAAAGGUUUUAAAAACUAUUUUUUUGUGAACAUUAAGUGAAAUGUAGCUGGAUUUCUUAGUUACAACAAAAGAUCCCGGACAAGCCCCCAACUUUGUUACCUCCCUUUCUCCUUUGGGGAGUUUCUAUAAAUGCUGAGCCUUCAGGCCCUUUUAUAACCAAUGAUUUUUUAAGCUGUUUAACUUUUACGUAUGGCACCACUUUUAUCUAUACUAUAAUAUCACUGAUAUUAAGCAAUAAUGAAGCCAGAGGUGUUUGGUGCCUCACGCAGCUUUCUCACUGUAAAAGAAGUUGCUUUUUAUUGUAUUAUACACUUAAGGUUUAUUGCAAGGUUCUCCCACAGAUGUACCAUUGAUAGAGCAGAUUGAACUGGUCGCUCACAUCAGGAAGAGGAAGAUUCUAGUGACUCUUCGUCAAUCAUGAUGAACCUUUUAGGGACGUUUUUAAUUAUCGGGCUCAUAAGGCUAGUUGUGAAAAUGUCUUGAUGGAUGGGAACAUAGAUCAGAAACAAAUAGUUUAUCUUCACUCAAGAAACAAAAACAUACUUUUUCAUUUCUUUGACUUAAUAUUCUCAUAUUCAAACUUUUACAGCUACAUAUUUGUUUGAUCUAGAUUGUUUCUGGUGUGCGUUUGCCGUCACUCCGCUCUAUCAGCUGUAUUUCUGUGCAGACUUUAGUGCGAACACUGUAAGGUGCGGCGGCUCCGCCUGCAGCCGCUGAACCUGCUGUCUGUCUGCAGUCAUGCUUUGCUGAACCAUCAGAGGAGAGCUGCUGUUAGCCGGGGAGGUGAUUUUCUGUAAAGUAUCAAUAAAACCUUUUCUAAUAAAAUUAUUUUAUUCUCCACUUCAGUUCAGCUUCAAAUGAGGCAUUUCUGCCAUAAAUUCUUCUCUUUGACCAACAGGUCUUCCUGAAUUAGGGAGACAUUAAAUCUGUGAGUCUUUAAAGUAGUGUAGUUUCUAUAAAUAAUGCAGAGUGAUAGUUUGCAGAAGGAUUCAUAUUUUUCCCUGAUCAUUAUUCACCAGUGUAGCUCUCUGAUAAAUAGAUCCGAGUUGCAGAGCAUAAAGAAAUCUACAUAUUUAAUCUCCAAAUGUCUGAACUUGUAUUGGAUCCUAAUUCUAGCUUUUAAACUCUAUAAUAUUUCCUUAAUUUCAGCCUGAUUUCCUCGUUUAUUUUCUCUGGAAGCUGUGAUGUCGUCCCUUUGCUUUCUUGAUUAAACCAUUUUAACAAGUUUGUUCAGGACUUUAUGACUUAUCUACCGUACAAAGUAAACACCAGAUUUAUUGGGUCACCAGUGUUUAUUUCAAAGACUUUCCUCCCUGAUGUUUCUGUUUUUUGUCUUGUUCAGUUAAACAUCCAAACGUUUAUUUUUCUUCCUCUCAGCAGCGAUGUUCAGAUCUCUGAUCCCUUCAGCUCUUCCUCUCCUGUUUAUCACCUUGUUUCUCUAAAUCUCCGUCAUAUUUACUCCUGCAUUCUGUUUCUGUUGGACUUUUAACAAAACAAACUCUGAAAGAAACUGUUGAUUAAACCGAUUAACGGUGUCUAAUUAAAUAUGUCGACGUUAAAUCAUCGGCAGCUCUAUGCAGGAAGUCUCACUUCAUCUGAAUUCACACAUCUUCAUGUUAAAUGACACUUUUGUAUGAUUUUUAUAGAUUCUGAGCUUUACCAAUUGUGUUUUCAUAUCUGAUGGUUUAAAGAAUAUAAAACAGCUGAUUAUUUGUGCCUAUAUUUUUUUCUACACAUGAAAUGACAAUAAAUUUUGUUUUAAAUAAA